ACCAACCUCUCGUCUUCAACAUGGCACAUCAUUGGAUAUCGAUAGCUUGUGCUUUAGUUUUUCUGAUCUCUUCAUCAAUGGCUUCUGCUGCUGUCGUAGAACACUCAUUUCAUGUGGAAAACUUGACUGUUACGCGACUAUGCAAGAAGCAAGUUAUAAACGCAGUGAACGGAAAAUUUCCAGGCCCAACAAUAGAAGUUCAAGAGGGUGACACCCUCCUUGUUCGUGUCCUUAACAAGUCUCCCCAUAACCUUACUAUUCACUGGCAUGGAAUAUUUCAAUUACUAAGUGGGUGGGCAGACGGACCAAACAUGAUAACUCAAUGUCCCAUACCACCUGGAAAAACCUUCACCUACAAAUUCAAAGUGAUUAAACAAGAAGGAACCCUUUGGUGGCACGCUCAUGUCUCCGUGCUCCGAGCCACCGUCUACGGUGCACUCAUUAUCCAACCCAGAUCCCCUAAAUCCUUCCCUUUCCCGAAACCCGACCACCAAGUUCCGAUUCUACUCGGCGAAUGGUGGAACGCCGAUAUCAUUCAACUUGAAAAUGAAGCACUUGCAGUCGGCGGAGGUCCCAACAAUUCUGAUGCUUACACCAUCAAUGGCUUACCCGGCGAUCUCUAUCCUUGCUCCCAAAAUCAUACUUUCAAGCUUAAUGUGGUGAAAGGAAAGACCUAUCUGCUAAGGAUAAUCAACGCUGCACUCAAUAACCAGCUAUUCUUCAAGAUUGCUAAUCAUAAAAUGACUGUUGUUGCUUUGGACGCUGCCUAUACCAACCCAUUUCUCACCGACGUCGUCGUCGUUGCCCCUGGUCAGACCGUCGACGCACUCCUCCACGCCGACCAGCCCAUCGGUUCUUACUUCAUGGCCGCCAGUCCGUACGCCAGCGCACCCAGCGUACCCUUUCCUAACACCACCACAAGGGGCGUCGUGGUUUACGACGGCGCCACGACAUUGGCUCCGCUGAUGCCACCAAUGCCUGCCCCACACGAUACCCCCACUGCUCACCACUUCUACACAAACAUAACCGGACUGGUAGGCGGGCCCCAUUGGGUCCCCGUACCAACGGAGGUGGACGAAAGGAUGUUCGUCACAAUAGGGUUGAAUCUCGAGCCAUGCCAGGAGAAUGCCACGUGUCAAGGCCCCAAUGGGCAGCGAUUUUCGGCGAGCAUGAACAACCACUCGUUUCAAUCUCCGACAACGCUGUCCAUGCUACAAGCUUUUUUCUUCAACGUUGAUGGGAUCUUCACCGAUGAUUUCCCCGACAAGCCGCCGGUGAAGUUUGACUUUACGAACACCAACAACAGCAACAACAUGAGCUUGUUGUUUGCACCGAAGACGACGAGUGUUAAGAAACUCAAGUUUAACUCAAGGGUGGAGAUGGUGCUGCAGAACACGGCGUUGCUGACGAUAGAGAAUCAUCCCAUGCAUCUUCAUGGAUUCAACUUCCACGUGUUGGCCCAGGGCUUUGGGAACUAUGACCCUGUAAGAGAUAGAAAGAAGCUAAAUCUUGUUAACCCACAAGCACGUAACACCAUUGCUGUACCAGUCGGAGGUUGGGCUGUCAUCAGAUUCAUUGCAAACAAUCCAGGUGUAUGGUUCAUGCACUGUCAUCUGGACGUUCACUUGCCGUGGGGCUUGGCGGCCGCUUUCGUGGUCGAGAAUGGGCCGACGCCAUGGACUAGGCUUCCUCCACCUCCACGUGAUCUACCCAAGUGUUAAUUAAUUUAUAUUGUUUUGAAUAAGUUUGGCUUUCCCUUUCACACGAUUGCAAUUAAUUGUUUGAU
Carica papaya (papaya) is the source of this 1786-nucleotide messenger RNA. RefSeq names its product laccase 7 (gene LAC7). Gene Ontology annotation, biological process: lignin catabolic process. Lineage: Eukaryota; Viridiplantae; Streptophyta; Magnoliopsida; Brassicales; Caricaceae. Gene Ontology annotation, cellular component: apoplast. The record is from RefSeq and is a predicted model, not a curated record. Gene Ontology annotation, molecular function: hydroquinone:oxygen oxidoreductase activity; copper ion binding.